Messenger RNA from Aspergillus affinis, 1350 nucleotides. RefSeq lists its product as uncharacterized. NCBI's taxonomy places the organism in Eukaryota, Fungi, Ascomycota, Eurotiomycetes, Eurotiales, Aspergillaceae. Bases 1 to 1350 code for a protein of 449 amino acids. The record is from RefSeq and is a predicted model, not a curated record. Gene Ontology annotation, biological process: translation. The transcript has 5 exons. Gene Ontology annotation, cellular component: ribosome; mitochondrion. Gene Ontology annotation, molecular function: structural constituent of ribosome; hydrolase activity, acting on acid anhydrides, in phosphorus-containing anhydrides.
AUGUCAUCACAGAGCGACACUCAAAAGCCGAAGCCGAAGCAAUCAAUCCCAAGGCCGAGUUCAAGUGUCAUUCUGGUAUCUCCGAAGAAUGAGAUCCUGCUACUCCAUCGCGUCAAGACCUCGGCGUCAUUUGCCUCGGCUCACGUCUUCCCCGGCGGGAAUCUAUCAAGUCAAGACGGACCAUGUCCACCCGUCGAGGACCUGAAAAGGCACGACGAUGGUCCCUGGUACCGACAAGCCGCGCUCCGUGAGCUUUUCGAGGAAAGCGGAAUCCUGCUGGCCAAGAACAAGACCUCCGGGAAAAUGCUAACUGUCCCGGAGGACGAACGGGAAAAGGGCAGACGAUCGAUUCAUCAGCAGGAAGUUACUUUCUCGGACUGGCUGCACGGGCUGGAUUCUGCAGCUGUUCCUGAUACAGAGCAACUGAUACCGUUCACGCGAUGGAUCACCCCGACGAAUGUGCCCAGGCGGUAUUCUACGCAAAUGUACCUGUAUUUCCUCCCUUUGCCUCUCGAAUCCGAGAAGUCACUUUUGAAAGAGAUCCCCGCGGAAGGAGAGCGGGAGGAAAUUCAAGUGCCUACGAGCGACGGCGGCAUUGAAGUCACCGAGGCUAGAUUCUUGCCGGCGUCGGAAUGGCUUCGUAUGGCGCAACAGGGCGAGGUCAUGCUUUUCCCGCCACAAUUCUUGCUUUUGCAUCUGGUGUCGCAAUUCUUAGACAAGGAGCCUCGUGCAGGAACCUCGUUAGACUAUUUGAAGAACCGACGGACACAACUGGUCGAGUUCGCACAUUCGGGCACUCCACCCUGGACCGAGAAGUGCAUUUCUCCGAAGAUGCUCAAAAUGACGUCCGACAAGCGGACGGUCCUAGCUCUAGACCAUCCCGGACCGGAAUUGAAAGACAGUGAUAGACAAGGCGAGUCCGACCGAGUUGUGUUAGUACGGUUUGGACAAGGAGCGGCUCGGCAACUUGAAGUGCGCUGGAAGAAGGAGGUAUUGUCUGCGGAUGGUGGGGAAGAGAAAGGUCGUCUCGCACCCCCUCCGAAUUCUCACCGUCGUCAACCUCAAACACCACCAACCGCCAAAAUGGAGAACGAAAAGGGAGAGAUUGUCGAUCUCUACGUCCCCCGCAAGUGCAGCGCCACCAACCGCAUCAUCAAGGCCAACGACCACGCCUCCGUCCAGCUCUCCGUUGGCAAGGUUGACGAGAACGGCCGCUACACCGGUGAGAACAACACCUAUGCUCUCUGCGGUUUCAUCCGUGCUCGCGGUGAGAGCGACGACUCCUUCAACCGCCUCGCCCAGCGUGACGGUUACCUCAAGAGCGUCUGGUCCGCCAACCGCCAGCGGUAA